CUAAUAAUGCAAGAUUGCAUCUCGUCAACGACGAUUCGUGAUAUAUUUGAGGAGUUAGUUCCACACACAGUAAUCGCUAUCGACGAAGGACAAUUCUUCCCCGACAUUGUUGAGUGUUGCGAAAAACUUGCGAAUAUGGGUAAAAUAGUGAUCGUUGCAGCACUAGAUGGUGAUUAUAAUCGAAAGGAAUUCGAUAAUCAUGUGCUGGAGCUAUGUCCGUUGGCUGAAAAGGUGUGCAAAUUGCGCGCCGUUUGUACGAAAUGUGGAGGUGAUGCACCCUUCACGAAGAGAUUAUCCGAUGAUACCGAGCAAGAGGUGAUCGGUGGUCUUGAGAAGUAUCAAGCGAUGUGUCGUCGUUGUUAUCUGGAUGAGGACAAAGAAAAUUGCUUGGCCCAACAUCCUCCACUGCAAGAGAUUCACGCUGAAACACCCUUCUGCGUUUCGGCAGUCGGUCUCAAAAGAUUCAAAUGUGAUUUACCCACUCAUAACUGCUGA
Molecule: messenger RNA, 495 nt
Organism: Anisakis simplex (herring worm)
Lineage: Eukaryota; Metazoa; Nematoda; Chromadorea; Rhabditida; Anisakidae
Source: the annotation of a GenBank genome assembly